Messenger RNA from Trachymyrmex septentrionalis, 1683 nucleotides. Its product is annotated as luciferin 4-monooxygenase. The transcript is spliced from 8 exons. Lineage: Eukaryota; Metazoa; Arthropoda; Insecta; Hymenoptera; Formicidae. Gene Ontology annotation, biological process: fatty-acyl-CoA biosynthetic process; long-chain fatty acid metabolic process. Gene Ontology annotation, molecular function: long-chain fatty acid-CoA ligase activity. The record is from RefSeq and is a predicted model, not a curated record.
AUGACGUCUGAGAAGUCUAACAACAAAAUUGAUUUAUUAUCCGGAACAGAAGAUUUACUUCAUAAUAUAAAUAUUGGAAAUACGAUUUUGAAAGCAUUCGAAUCUAAACCGAAUUUUGUCGGUCAGAUAGAUGCAAUGACGGAAGAGCAAACUACAUAUCAGCAGAUGCGGGAGAACAGUGUUAAAUGUGCAUUAUGGUUCAAACAAUUACGCUGUAAAAAAAACAUAAUAGCAAUAUGCACACGUCAUAAAAUGCUCGAAUAUAUACCAUUUCUAGCGAGUUUAUAUGUCGGGGCUAUUAUUAAUCCAUGGGACAAAAAGUAUAUGGAAGAUGACGUACGUAUUAUGUACUUUCUGUUCAUAUAUAAACCAGAUAUUAUCUUUAUCGAUAGUGACAAUUACGAGUUCUUCACAUCGACUAUUAAAAGAAACAAAAUAAAUAUAGACCCAAAAAUCAUUACUUUUGAUAGAAUUGAAGGUGUCGAUUCUCUUGAAUCAAUUCUGAAUAAUGAUUUUGAUAAGACCAAAAUUGAUAGCUUUUCCUGCGUGAAUAUAAAACCAAUGGAUACUAUAGCGAUAAUGUUUUCUCACAGUGCAACUGGAUAUUUUGAUAGUAAAAUAUCUAUUCCUUAUGUUGCACUUACGUAUCCGUCGAACCAGGAGGUACCCGUAAUGUUUUCUGGUGACAUUGGUCUAUGGUAUGCAUCUUUAAAUUGGGGUUACGGUGUGAUCUUGACCGUUCGUUGUAUACUUUCGUAUGUGACAGUAAUCAAGUGUCCAACAUUCACAGAUAAAACCAUGUACGAAACGAUAGAGAAAUAUAAGAUUUCAUGGUUAUUUCUUGAAAACAAAAUGUGCAACAAAAAUAUGUUUUGUACCGAUAUCCGUAUGUAUGAUAUCUCUUCCUUGAAGGAAUUGGUAAUCGAUGAUUCAACCAUGAAUUUCAGUGACGCCCAAGAAGAACUCCGCGAUAAAUUUAUAAACGUUCCUAUCGUUCAAGUAUACAGUAUAACAAAAAUAUGCAUAAUUGCGGCUUACCAACGAGGUUAUCCGCAGCUCGGAUCUAGCGGUUAUGUAGCCAAAAAUGUUCAAUUACAUUUUACCAAUAUGCAUUCGGAAAAAAUACUUGAUCCAUGCAGAACAGGCAUGAUCUGGUACAAAUUUAUGUUCAAGUGGUGCUCUCCUCAGACGUGUAAAUUGCAAAAUUGUUACAACUAUCGAGCAAAAGAGAAUACUAUCGAGCAUAUAAAAUCAAGCCUCAUAAAAUACUUAAUAUAAUAUUACAUGUUUUCAGCUAGUGAAAAAUGGGAUUAUACCGGAGAUUAUGGUUAUUAUAAUAGAGAUGGCGAAAUCUUCGUCAUCGAUAAAGUAAAGGAUCUUAUUAAAUAUAGAAUAUUCUAUCUUUCACCUACAAGAAUUGAGAAUAUGUUACUACGACAUCCAGCAGUGUCAGGAGUCGCUGUAGGAUCUGUGCCACAUAGUACCAAUGGUCAUUGUCCUGUAGCCUAUGUUAAGGAAAAAUGCGGUGUAGAGGUGACGGAAGACGAAUUGAAAGAAUUUGUAGCAGAGAAUUUGCCUGAUAUCUUUAAUCUGCGCGGAGGUCUGCACUUCAAGACAGACAUGCCACUUCUUCCCAAUGGAAAAGUCGAUCGAAUACUAGCUGCUCACGAAGCAUUUAAUUAG